GUGCACUGUGGGCCGGCGGCGGGAUGUCGGGCUGCGCGGCGCGGCGGUACGUGGCGGCGGCGCUGAGCCGGGCCCGAGCCCGCGGGGCUCCGCUCUGGGAACCGACCCCGGUCCCGACCCCGGUCCCUGCCCGCGGGCUGCGGGCCCUGAGCGCGGGCGGAGCCGCGGCCCUCCCGCUGCAGCUGCUGCCGCCGCGCAGGCACCUCUCGUCGCGGAACCGUGCAGAGGGCAAAGUGCUGGAGACCGUGGGGGUGUUCGAGGCCCCGAAGCAGCACGGCAAAUACGAGACCGGGCAGCUCUUCCUUCACAGCGUGUUUGGUUAUCGAGGAAUAGUCCUGUUCCCCUGGCAAGCCAGGCUCUACGACCGGGAUGUAGCUUCUCCUGUCACAGAAAAGAGCGAGAACGUGGCAGGCCAUGGUUCCAAAGAGGUCAAGGGCAAAACACAUACUUACUAUCAGGUGUUAAUAGAUGCCCGGGAUUGUCCACAUAUAUCCCAGAGGUCACAGACGGAGGCAGUGACGUUCCUGGCAAACCAUGAUGACAGCAGAGCCCUCUAUGCCAUCCCAGGUUUAGACUACGUAAGCCAUGAGGAUAUCCUCCCCUACAGCUCCACUGAUCAAGUGCCCAUCCAGCAUGAGCUCUUUGAGAGGUUUCUCAUGUACGACCAAACAAAAGUUCCACCUUUUGUAGCAAGGGAUACGCUGUGUGCAUGGCAGGAGAAGAACCACCCCUGGUUAGAGCUCUCCGAUGUGCACCGGGAAACCACAGAGAACAUCCGAGUCACAGUCAUCCCCUUCUAUAUGGGCAUGAGGGAAGCCCAGAAUUCCCAUGUCUAUUGGUGGCGCUACUGUAUCCGCUUGGAGAACCUGGACAGUGAAGUGGUGCAGCUGCGAGAGCGGCACUGGAGGAUAUUCAGCCUGUCGGGCACCUUGGAAACAGUGAGGGGCCGCGGCGUGGUGGGAAGGGAGCCAGUUCUAUCCAAGGAGCAGCCAGCAUUUCAGUACAGCAGCCACGUCUCCCUGCAGGCAUCCAGUGGUCACAUGUGGGGUACUUUCCGAUUUGAGAGGCCUGAUGGCUCCCACUUUGAUGUCCGAAUCCCACCUUUCUCUCUGGAAAGCAACAAAGACGAGAAGACGCCCCCCUCCGGCCUUCACUGGUAGAGCAGAGCGAGCGCCGAGCCCCACGGGCCUCUGUGUGAUGUAGACCUUGGCCUCCCCAUUCCGCUGCAGCCACCACCAGGGAGCUUUUAAACAUUUGAAACCCGUUUUUGUUUUAACCAAUGUCUAACGGGGAGGCUUUAUUUGAACUUUAACCCAGGCUGCUUGUAAACAUAAGCUGUGUUCCAGUUAACCCUUCCCUUUGGGGUGCCUGCUGGGGUUGGAGCUGGGGGACAUAGAUCUGAGCUGCUGAAGAGAGCCUGCCCCGGCAGGACUGGACCCUUUCCAAUGUGUUGUGAAUUCUCUGCAAUGUGAGGUUUCUCUAAUAAACUGGUCCUUCCAGUUGCAA
Messenger RNA from Pezoporus occidentalis (night parrot), 1506 nucleotides. It is a transcript of the gene POLDIP2, whose product is annotated as DNA polymerase delta interacting protein 2. Gene Ontology annotation, biological process: error-free translesion synthesis. Bases 24 to 1160 code for a protein of 378 amino acids. Gene Ontology annotation, molecular function: DNA binding. Gene Ontology annotation, cellular component: mitochondrial nucleoid; nucleus. Lineage: Eukaryota; Metazoa; Chordata; Aves; Psittaciformes; Psittacidae. The record is from RefSeq and is a predicted model, not a curated record. The transcript is spliced from 11 exons.